Rhododendron vialii is the source of this 2988-nucleotide messenger RNA. RefSeq names its product protein FAR1-RELATED SEQUENCE 4-like. The coding region runs from base 305 to 1096 and encodes 263 amino acids. The transcript has 3 exons. The record is from RefSeq and is a predicted model, not a curated record. Lineage: Eukaryota; Viridiplantae; Streptophyta; Magnoliopsida; Ericales; Ericaceae.
CACCACCAGUAGGAAAAAUCUCCUGGGCCCAGCAAUGACACCGCCAUCGGCACCGUUACAGUCAACCAAGGUGAUGUUUCCGAUGUCGUCAGAUUCUGUUCCUUCGACAAUGCUUCCUCGAUCAUCGAAUCAAGAUGAGAUAGAUACUAAUGAGAAAGAGGAGGUAUGGAGUGGAUACAAUGGAGAUGAAGAAGAGGUAUCGAGUGGUUCUUCUAAAAAAUAGUGUGAUGAGAUAUGUACUAAUGAAGAUGGAAAGGAGGAAACAGAAAAUUUUGAAGACAGAGUUGAGCAACCAAAGGAGGGAAUGAUAUUCGACACACCAAAUGAUGCCUAUCUAUAUUACUCAAGAUAUGCUAAAGAAAAUGGGUUUGCUGUGGCUAAAAGAAUUAACAAGAAGGGAAGAGAUGGAAACUUGAGGAAUGUUACUUUUCAAUGUUGUCGCGAUGGAAAGGCAAAGGUCAAUACAACCAAUCUGGUCAAACCACGGCCACAAACAAAAAUUGAGUGUCCGGCUCGCCUUAAUUUUGCUAUAUGCCCUGAUGGAAAGUGGAGGUUAAAUCGGGUUGCCUUGGAGCACAAUCAUGAAUAUAGCCCGAGAAAGUCCAAGUUUUACAAAAGCAAUAGGGUUCUUGAUGAACAUGUAAAAAGGAAGCUCUUAUUGAAUGAUAAAGCCGGGAUUCCGUUGUACAAGACUUAUGACUCACUUCAGAUUCAGGCGAGGGGGCAUGAUAACCUUCCAUAUAAUCAGAAGGAUUGUCAAAAUUUUCUGAGUACAGAGCGACAUAAAUUACUUAUUGAAGGAGAUGCUGAGGCGAUGCAUAGUUAUUUUAUGAAGAUGAAAGCCGACAAUUCUGACUUCUUUUUUGCCAUGGAUUUGGAUGAUGAGGGUCGAUUGAGGAAUGUAUUUUGGGCUGAUGCAAGGAGUAGGGCAGCUUGUAAGGAGUUUGGUAAUGUUGUGACAUUUGACACAACAUACUUGGUAAACAAGUAUGAUAUGCCUUUUGCUCCAUUUGUAGGCAUCAAUCAUCAUGGUCAGUGGAUAUUAUUGGGAUGUGGACUCGUAUCUCAUGAAGACACCAAAUCAUUCUCGUGGUAAUUUAAGACUUGGAUGACAUGCAUGUGGGGUUGUGCUCCCAAAGCGAUUAUUACCGAUCAAUGUAUAGCCAUGAAGAAUGCUAUAGAAGACGUAUUUCCUAACACCCGACACCGGUGGUGCAUAUGGCACAUCUUGAAAAAGGUGCCAGAAAAGUUGGAAAAGUACGACGCAUAUAAAUCAAUUUUCACCUUGUUUGCAAAGUGUGAUUUAUGAUUCAAUUACAAAAGAAGAAUUUGAGGAUGCUUGGGAGAUGUUCAUCAAAAAGUACGAACUUCAAGAUAAUGAAUGGUUACAUGGAUUGUACUUAGAGAGGACUCGAUGGGUGCCGGCUUUUGUCAAAGAUGUAUUUUGGGCGGGAAUGUCAUCCACACAGAGAAGUGAGAGUAUGAAUUCUUAUUUUGACGGUUACAUCAAUUCGAAAACGACCUUGAAGCAAUUUGUAGAGUAAUAUGAGAAUGCAUUGGCAAGAAAGGUGGACAAUGAAAAAAAUGAAGAUACAAAAAGUUCGCAAUCUUACAUCCCAUGCAUAAUUGAAGAUGGGAUAGAGAAUCAAUUUCAAAAUGCUUACACGAAUGCGAAGGCGAAAGAGUUUCAAGGUGAAUUUGUUGGGAAACUUAAGUGUUCUUAUGAAAAAUAAAUAAAUGAUGAUGUUUGGUUAGAGUAUGAGGUAAAAGAAUGGGUUACAUAUGGAGAAGAGAAAAGGAGAAAACGUGUGUCAUUUAUCGUUGAUUUUAAUGGUGAGACCAAUGAAGCCAAUUGUAAUUGUCGAUUGUUUGAAUCUAAAGGAAUGAUGUCUAGACAUCAAUUGAUAGUGUUCCAUGAUAGGGGAAUUCAAAGAGUACCUGACAAGUAUGUCUUGAGAAGAUGGAGAAAAGAUGUGAAAAGGGUCCGCACCAAAAUUCGAAUCAACUACGAUAACUCGUCAAGGACAAUUGAAGCACGUCGGUAUGACAACAUGUGCAAUCUCUUUAAUGAGGUUGCUGAUUUGGCAGAAGAUUGUGAAGAGAAGUAAGGUACGGUGAUGGGACGGCUUCGGGAGCUAAAACAAGUGUUGGUUGAAUCUUCGGUUAUUUGUGGAAGUAAUAUGGUUUCUGAUACUCCUAAUGAUCCAUUUUCACUUGGAGAUGAAGUUCUAGCUUCCAAAGAGAGUAAGAUCAUCCUUGACCCAGAACCUCUUCGUCGAAAAGGGAGACCGCCGUCUAAAAGAAAGCAAGGUUUUGUUGAAAAAUUGGUAAGAAGAAAAGAGAACCAAAAAAUAAGACAUUAUCUAAUGAAAAAGCGAAGGUAUAAGUUUAUAUUCAUUUGUUGCUUUUUUUUAUAUACAUAUACCUAUCUUGAAUGCUUAUUAGUUAUAUUCUUUUACUAAUUUCAAGAGGUUGAGGAGAUUGUGGAUACCCAUAUGUUUGGGACAUAAGAGAGUGUUGGAAAUGUAAAUAGUUACCCAUGCUACAUAGGGCAAUUUCUGUGGCCCAACAUGAUGCCGCAUCAUAUGCGACCAACUAUGACACAAGGCGGAGCUAUCCUCCCAUUUUCUCCAAGUAUGGCACAAGGCGGAGCCAUCCUUCCAAAUAUGGCACAAGGUGGAACUGGAGCAGGCUUUGACCAAUUUUUUAACAACUUUCCAACUUCACAAAGCAACAUGCCAAGUUUAUUCAAUAGUGAAGUUUGAAGAGGACAAUCAAGUAUCACGAGUAGUCAAGUUUGGGGAGGAGGACAAUCAAGUUUAAUGGAAAGUCAAGGGCAGGGUUGGAGAGGAGGACAAAUCACUUUUACAGAAAUGUUGAAUGCAAGGGAUAGCAGCAAAACGUAAAAGACUUGCUUGUUGAUGUAGGGAGUUUCUUGUAUUUUGUUAGAAACUAAUUUAUAAUGUAUGCAUUUCAAUUUUUGCUUCA